Molecule: messenger RNA, 1586 nt
Organism: Aphanomyces astaci
Lineage: Eukaryota; Oomycota; Saprolegniomycetes; Saprolegniales; Verrucalvaceae
Exons: 2
Coding region: 117-1511 (464 amino acids)
Biological process (GO): proteolysis
Cellular component (GO): mitochondrion
Molecular function (GO): metalloendopeptidase activity; metal ion binding
Source: RefSeq, a predicted model, not a curated record
GGAUAAAAAGGACGCGAAGGAGCCAAUCCGAAUUGGGCACUUUCCCCACCACUAAUGAAGCACUUCGGUCCCACACAGCAUUUCGUUUUGGGGACAGUCAAUUCCUUCGCCGCCUCAUGUUGUCGAAGAGCAUUCAACGAUUGUCGCGAAGCUAUGCUUCCAAGGCGGCUCCUUCUUCCUCGUUCCCCGCGUACGUCUUGAACGCGCCCGCGACGGAAGUCACGACGUUGGCCAACGGCUUGCGCGUGGCGUCGGAAGGCGGCCACGGUGAAACUGCCACGGUCGGCGUGUGGAUUGGUGCCGGUUCCCGCUACGAGACGGAAGCCAAUAACGGUGCCGCACACUUCUUGGAACACAUGGCCUUCAAGGGCACGGCCAAGCGCACCCAGCAACAGUUGGAAGUCGAGAUUGAAAACAUGGGCGGCCACUUGAAUGCGUAUACUUCGCGCGAGCAAACCGUGUACUACGCCAAGGUGUUCAAGAAGGACGUGCCUCAAGCGUUGGACAUCUUGUCGGACAUCUUGCAAAACUCCAAGCUCGACGAAGCCGCCAUCGAGCGUGAACGCGACGUCAUUCUUCGCGAAAUGGAGGAAGUGAACAAGCAACAAGAAGAAGUGAUCUUCGACCGCCUUCACGAAACCGCGUUCCUCGGCAACGGCCUCGGUCGCACCAUCUUGGGCUCGGAAGCCAACGUGCGCAGCUUGUCCAAGGGCGACCUCCAAGACUACAUCGCCACCCACUACACCGCGCCCCGCAUGGUGAUUGCCGGUGCCGGUGCCGUCGACCACCAACAGUUGGUCGACUUGGCGCAGCAUUCGUUCGGUAACUUGCCGACGGAACCCCGAGUGCCCGUGCCUGCGUUCGAACCCGUCAAGUUUGUCGGGUCAGACAUUCGCAUUCGUGACGACGACCUUCCGUUGGCUCACGUGGCCAUUGGCUUUGAAUCGUACGGAUGGACCUCGGAGAACUCGUUCCCGUUGUUGGUCAUGCAAACCUUGCUUGGCAGCUGGGACCGCACGUCGAGCGCGGGCCUGAACGCGUCGUCCAAGUUGAGCCAAGUGGUGGCCGAGCAGGAGCUGGCGCACUCGUUCAUGACGUUCAACACGUCUUACCAAGACACGGGCAUCUUCGGCGUGUAUGCCGUCGCGGACAAGUACAAGCUGAACGACUUGACGUGGUACGUGAUGGAAGCGUUGGUCCGCCUCGUGCACAAGACCACGGACGACGAAGUCGAGCGCGCCAAGACCCAGCUCAAGGCGUCGAUCCUCAUGCAGUUGGACGGGUCCUCCCCCGUCUGCGAAGACAUUGGCCGCCAGCUGUUGGUGUACGGACGCCGCUUGACGCCCGCCGAGAUCUUUGCGCGCAUCGACGCCGUCGACGCCGCCGCGGUUCGCAAGACUGCUGACGACGUGAUCAACGACAAGGAACAUGCGCUGGCCGCCGUGGGUCCCAUCCACGAGUUGCCCGACUACAACUUUAUCCGUCGCCGCUCGUACUGGGUGUCGCGUUAAGUACCAACGCCGUCCAUGUAUGUCGACCACGUACCGCGAUAUAAAGAAAUUAAAUCAACACACCCCCAAACGUCA